AUGUAUCAAAACACGGCAAGAGAUUUGGAUAGGCGUAAGUCCGAGAUAACGGGUACUAAUGCUGAACUUAUAGCACUGAACGAAAAAAACAUGAAACUCAACAACCGUGCAAAACACUUAAUAAAACAAAACGAACACUUGGAAGAAAAAAUGUUAUUUCUAGAAAAUAGAUUAUGCGAAGAAUUGAAUAAUAUAGACAAGUUAAAAUGUAAAAUCGAGAGUCAAAAGGCGUGCUUGGAACAGAAAUCCGAAGAGAACAAUAGGAACAAGCAAACGGCGGAAGAACAGAGAGAGCAACUAAUAAAUAUACAAUCGGAUUUGAGAAUAUUAAACAGCAAGUUGGAUUUAGAACGGGAAAACUACGUGCAAUUGAAAAACGAAACCGCAAUGAUGAAAAAGAAAAUUGUUAAAGAAAAGGAAACUUUGGAGUCGCAGAUCGAAACGAUGGAAAAAGAAAAAGUGGAGAUGGAACACGUUUUUCUCGGGCAAAACUAUAAAAUACAGCAGCUGAACAAGAAAACGUUGGAUCUGAAACAGCUCAAAGACGAACUGAAAUGCACUCUGGAAAAUGAAAGAUCUCGAGCGGACGAGCACGUAGAAAAUCUCCAGAAAGACAAAUGUUGUUUAGAAGCUAAGGUGGAGGCGUUGAGUUGCCAAAUGGAUGUGUGUACCAAAGAGUCGGGACGGUUAAAAUGCGAAAACGACAAAAUGAACAAGGCCGUUAGAGAUUUACAAAAUACUUUAGAAGCGACGAAUAAACGCAACGAAGCAAAAAGGCUGGCGGCUGACGAGGAAGUCCAGUCGAUCUUCAACGAGAAGCACAAACUGCAAUUUAAAUUAGACUCAACGGUCAGGAAAAUCUGUCGGCUAGAAGAGGACCUAACCAACACGAGACAGUUGUGCACGGAUGAAACAGAAAACGUUUGCGAGCUAAAGAGGACCAUUGCCGACCUGCAGUUCAGCCAAAAACUCAUGUCCAACUCUAUGAACGCCUGCCCCAACAAAAAUAUCGGAAACCAGCUGGCCGACUUCUGUAAAGUAUUGGAUACAAUAACGGGUGACUGCAAAACACUCGACGAUUGUUCCAAAGGAAAACCGAGGAACCUGGAACAGUUAGUCAAGGAGCUGGGCACGAUCAGCGAUUCAUUAACACGGUCACCGCCCUGUUAA
Messenger RNA from Adelges cooleyi (spruce gall adelgid), 1170 nucleotides. RefSeq names its product repetitive organellar protein-like. The transcript has a single exon. The record is from RefSeq and is a predicted model, not a curated record. The coding region runs from base 1 to 1170 and encodes 389 amino acids. Lineage: Eukaryota; Metazoa; Arthropoda; Insecta; Hemiptera; Adelgidae.